Messenger RNA from Diabrotica balteata, 1779 nucleotides. Lineage: Eukaryota; Metazoa; Arthropoda; Insecta; Coleoptera; Chrysomelidae. The record is from the annotation of a GenBank genome assembly.
AUGGCGGACGACAUACCGAAUAAUUCCGAAACUAUACCUGACGUUUCUCUAAACACACCUCAAGUUCCUCCAAUGCACAUGGAAGUCGAACCAUCCCCUGAACUACCACAUCCACCACCACCAACAGACUCUGAAGCUGUUAUUAAAAACUUGGAACUGGUGCCCGAACUUUCUGCAGAACUUCCUGUUCAACAAUCUGAUCUGUUGGAACAAUCUGUGGAACAAUCUGAUCAACCCGAACAGCCCCCAGUUGAACAACCGAUAGUACCGGAAGUGCCAAUAAGUGAAACUGAGCAGGUAGCUGUUGCACCUGAAGAGAUUGUACAAGAAAAACCUCCAGAAGAGGUAGUUCCAGAAAAGCCUCCGGUAAAAAUGAUAAGUAUUCACAUAAAAACUCCACAAGAAAGAGAAACGUUUGAGGUAGAGGAGAAUGCUGGUGUUAAAGACUUAAAAGCUGUGAUAGCUCCUAAAUUUAAUGCGGAACCAGAUCAACUGUGUCUAAUUUUUGCUGGAAAAAUAAUGCAGGAUGAGGAUCAUCUAUUACAACACAACAUUAAAGAUGGCUUGACGAUUCAUUUGGUAAUUCGUGCUGCACCCAGGUUAUCCGAAGCUGCAGCUAAUAGACGACCAGCUGAUAUAGGAGCUACUCCAUUUCAACUGGGGUCAUUAGGAGGUUUGGCUGGACUGAACCAGUUAGGAUUGAGUUCUCCUACGUUCAUGGAGCUACAGAAUCAGAUGCAGAGUGAAUUGCUUUCUAACCCUAACAUGCUAAGAAAUCUUCUAGACAACCCCAUGGUAACCCAGUUAAUGAGUAAUCCUGAAGUUAUGCGAAAUCUUCUGAUGAGAAAUCCUCAGAUGCAAAAUCUGGUGCAAAGGUACCCUGAAAUACACCAAACUUUGAAUAAUCCAGAACUAUUACAACAAACGGCGGAACUGGCAAGAAAUCCUUCAAUGUUGCAAGAAUUAAUGAGGAGUCAUGAGCGUGCAAUGGGCCUGGAUCCUAGCUCUCCUAUUCCUACUAGUAAUCCUAUUCCAAAUUUGUUUCAAAAUCUUCAAGAACCAAUGCUGUCAUCCUUAGCGGCUCAGUAUCAGGCUGGAGCACAAACCAAUCCUGGUCGUGGUGUUUUAAAUCCACCGCCCUUAGCUAGUUUGCUACAGCAAAUGUCAGAGAAUCCUACUAUUAUACAAAACAUGCUUCAAGCUCCAUAUACCCAGUCAGUAUUAGAAGCUCUUAGUGCCGAUCCAAGUGUAGCAAAUGCUCUUCUAGCUCAGAAUCCUCUGAUUACAGAAAACCCCACCUUACAGGAACAAAUGAGAAGUAUGAUGCCACAAUUGGUCCAGCAGAUGCAAAAUCCUGAAAUACAAAACCUUAUGACAAACACCCAAGCAUUAGAUGCCAUCCUUCAAAUUCAACAAGGCAUGGAGAGCUUAAGACAAGCUGCUCCCACUUUAAUACAUACAUUCCCCCCACCGGCACCUCAACCCCUUAACACAGGCACUCCUGGCUCCCAAACAGAAAAUUCCACUCAAAACCCUCAGCCUGGUGCCCCUAGAGAUGCUUUCUCAGAAUUCAUGAGUAGAAUGGUAUCCAGUAUGGCAGCCAACACAAACAACACAUUGCCACCUGAACAGCGAUAUCAACCUCAGUUAGAACAGUUGGCUGCGAUGGGUUUCCUUAACCGCGAAAUAAAUCUACAAGCAUUGAUUUCCUGCUUCGGAGAUAUAAAUGCAGCUAUCGAAAAGUUACUUUCACAAGGGCAGUUAUCUUCAAUGGGAUAA